Molecule: messenger RNA, 2854 nt
Organism: Pangasianodon hypophthalmus (striped catfish)
Lineage: Eukaryota; Metazoa; Chordata; Actinopteri; Siluriformes; Pangasiidae
Exons: 10
Coding region: 394-2703 (769 amino acids)
Source: RefSeq, a predicted model, not a curated record
AGAGAGAGAGAGAGAGAGAGAGAGAGAGAGGAUUUAACUCUAUGGUGAAUGUUGGUAAAGAAUUUUGGUUUAUUCUCUAAAUCUACACAUGUACAUACUUCAGUGAUGGAUUUUCAUAUAGAGCCAUCUUUAAAUAAAACACAUUUCUUUGUCUAUAUUUAACACUACCACAGUGUGCAAUAAUAGGUGCUUUAGGACACUUUCCAGUCUGAUGAUAAACCCACGUGGUCUUUAUAGGAGGAUCGAUUGGAAAACGAAAGUACAGUUUAAUAUUUUCUUUUCUCUCUCAGCGACUGUAGAUGGAUUCGUAGGUGAUCCAGCAACACUUUACACAUUAUUCCGUUCUUACUGGUUUCUUUGAAGCUUUCUGAGCUUACAGUGCUUCCUAGCGCCAUGAUUCCAGCUCUACCUCUGAGAUGGGCUUUACUGCUUCUUUUCCCAACUCUCAGCCAUCAGACUUCUGGAUAUUUUUCAGUGAAGGUUCAGUCUCCAGUCUCAGGGUUCCUUGGUUCCUCUGUGUCUCUGCACUGCGCUGUCGCAAACAACAUGGACGUUCGACAUCUGGCUGUGCGCUGGUACCGUCCCAAAAUGUCUGACACCCCAGUCCUGUUUUACAAGAACACACAGAUCCAGAAGAGUCCUGUAGAUGUUCAGUACCAGGGCAGAGUGUUCCUGUUAGGAGAACUGGAGAAAGGAGACGUCUCUCUGAAACUGGAGAACCUGACGGUAGCAGAUAGAGGAGACUAUGUGUGCCAUGUGAGCAGUGAUGACUGGUAUGACAAGGCCACAGUGUCCCUCAGAGUGAGAGCGGUGGGAUCCUCUCCUGUUCUCUCCUUAAAUGAAGCAGAAGGAGGAAAGAUGAACGUUAGCUGUCAGUCACAUGGUUGGCUACCUGAGCCAUCAAUCACCUGGACAGAUAAAGAUGGGAAAGAUCUGAAACAUCUCAGCAAAUUCAAGUUCACCAACAAUUCUGAAGGGUUUAUAGAUGUGAGCUCGUGGCUGAUCGUGUCUCCCUCUGAGUCCGAGUGGAUCUCCUGCUCUGUGGGUUUCUCUGAUCAGGAGAGAAAAGAAGGCAGAAUAAUUCCACACACUCCUACAGGAGAUGCAGGGUCUUUGAAUGGAUACUUCAUUGCGAUUCCCAUUCUUCUGCUGCUGUGUGCUGCCGGAAUUGCAGUGUUUUGCCUGCUACGUAAAAAAGGUCUGAUUCUCUCCAAGAGAAAAAGGACAGAAAAUAUAGAAGCAGGAACUCCAUCAGAAAGUGAACCUCUGAAUAAGAGCCAUGUGGAAAAUCAGGAUCAGAACGACUCUCCAUCUAUAAUUACAAUUCCUCAUGCUGUGGUUGGAGAAUCCAGAGGAGAGCAGAGAGGAUCCAGCUCCUUCUCCUCACCAGUGUUCUCCACUGCUGGUUCAGCCACUGAUAAACCAAACAUCACUGCCUUUAUCUCAAAUCCCACACCUGCUGCCACCAUGUCAGAGAUGGAACCUUCUGCCAUCAGCUCAAAUCCCACACCUGCUGCCUCCACCUCAAAUCUCACCAGCUCAAUUCCCACACCUGCUUCCACCCCCAUAAAUCCCACACCCACUACCUCUAUCUCAGAUCCCACAAUUUCUGUCACCAUUUCAAAAAGCAUACCUGCUGGCACCCCCUUAUAUCCCACACCUGCUGGCACCAUCUCAAAUCCCACACCUGCUACCACCAUGUUAGAGUCCACAUCUGCUGCCACCAACUCAAAUGGCAAACCUGCUGCCACCAUGUCACAACUCACUGCUGCCACCCUCUCAAGUCCCACAACUACUGCCACCAUUUCAAAUCCCACACCUGCUGCAACCCUCUCAAAUUCCACACCUGCUACCAGCACCUCAAAUCACACAACUGCUGCCACCAACUCAAAUCCCAUACCUGCUACCAGCACCUCAAAUCACACAUCUGCUUCCACCAACUCAAUUCCCGCAACUGCUACCACCUCUUCACAUCCCACAACUACUUCCACCACCUCAGAGCCCACACCCCCUACCACUGUCUCUAAUCCCACACCUGCUGCCACCACCUCAAUUCCCCCAUCUGCUGCCACCAACUCAAAUCCCACACCUGCUACCAGCACCUCAAAUCACACAUCUGCUUCCACCAACUCAAUUCCCGCAACUGCUACCACCUCUUCACAUCCCACAACUACUUCCACCACCUCAGAGCCCACACCCCCUACCACUGUCUCUAAUCCCACACCUGCUGCCACCACCUCAAUUCCCCCAUCUGCUGCCACCACCUCAAUUCCCCCAUCUGCUUCCACCAACUCAAAUCCCACACCUGUUACCAGCAUGUCAGAGACUGAACAAACUGCCACCAUCUCAGAGUCUACCACUGUCCCCUCAACAUCUCCACUACGUUUCAGCUCAGUCAAUAAACAUCCUACCAGCAAAGCUGAAACAAGAACAAUAAACACCAAAGGGAGAAAGAGAAAAGACAUGGGAAAUGAAAAAGAACACUGUUUUGACAAAGAUGAAGUAAAUGAAAUCAUUACCAAGAGGUCAAAAAUGGAAAGCCCAGCAAACUGCUCUGACUUCAAGAGUCUCUGUAAGUCAGAAGCAGCAGACUAUGAAGGGGAGAUGUCUGUGGAUGACCCUACCACGUCUGUCCCAAAGGAUGAGGAGAUGGAGACAACGGAUCAUGAAUGUACUGAGGAAGAUGACAUGCAGUGUGGCUGAAGUUUAUUAUACUUCAGACAUUCAGCUUUUUCAUUAAUAAUUUUAUACUGCUAAAAAUCCUGUAUAUUGUUGUUGGUUAUUUUGGUUAUUUUCAUACAAAUACUGUAUAUACUGUAUACAUAUACUGUUCCAGCUGUUUUAUUUGUUGUUG